GAGAGAGAUAAUCUACAAUAAAUUCCAUAUACCAUGUCUGAAGGUUUGGUGUUUUAUUCCCAAACUAACGCCAUUUUGGAGACGCUUAUUAGAUAUGCUCUGGAUUUAACGGGAUAUGCCAAAGAAGACCAUUCCGCCAAAGCAGGAAUUGACAAAAUGGUGGAGCUCCUGGCUCGGGAGGCAAGCAGAAAGAUCAACUGUGUUUACCAGCAGCUGUUUGACAGCACCAAUAAGGAAAAACUGAUGCUUCAGAACAAAGUAAGCGAGCUGGAGUGCCAGCUGAAGGCAGUCACGGAAGACUUUGACGUCAUCACAAUAUGGAGGAAAAACGUGUUGAGUGGAUCUCCCGUGAUCAAUGAGCAGACAGGAUGGGUCUUCACCCUGAAGCCUUACGGGGUUUUAGUGAAAUCGGAUGAGCGGGCAAAGGAUGAUGCUGAAUCCACAUCAGCCCUAAUGAUAUGCAAAGACAAAUCUACAAUGGAGGGCUUGAAUUGUGAAGCUGAGUCAUCAGCAGUCAGUAGACAAGACAUCGCAGAGGAUGACAUCGCAGGAGAUGACAUUGUGACGCUGUCCACAGACUCCAACAAUCCUUUGCAAUCGGAGGUCAAUAAGAAGGUUUUUACAUGCGACGUGUGCGAGAAGAGCUUCAGCCGUCAGCUCCACCUCAAGAAGCACUUGGACAGUCAUAAGGAGCCUCUGACUUGCCACCAGUGUCCCAGGAUCUUCCGACGCAGCGCCGCGCUGGAACGCCACCUGCUGCGUCACAAGGAGAAGACACUUCAGUCCUUCAUGUGUCCAAUCUGCGACAAGACCUUCAAGAACAAAAAACUGCUCAAGGCACACGAGUCGGUACAUGGCGACGACGCACAGCCCUUCGCCCCUGACGUCUCACAGGGUAAGGCGUUCACCUGCGAAACAUGUGGCGCCAGCUUCACACUGCAGCAGAAUCUCAAGCGGCACGCCCGCAUCCACACGGGCGAGCGACCAUUCAAGUGCCACGUGUGCGGCGCCAGCUUCGUCCAGGACAAGCUGAAGGCUCACAUGCUGCUCCACGGUGCCACCAAAUCUUUCAUGUGUGACUUGUGUGGCAAGACCUUCCUGUACAACUGGCAGCUAAAGAAGCACCAAAAAGUUGCGCACCAGGAGGGCAGUGAAGCAGACAUGCAGGAAGGGCGGCGGAAAGUCCGUGCGCGGCGAAAGCGUACUGUCAUCUUUAAACGUGACAGGACCACCAUGGAGUUGGCAGCGUUUGCCUGCAAGACGUGCCGACGUGCGUUUGACUCCGAGGCGGCGCUCAAAAAACACGAGCUGCUCCACACAAGCGGGACCCCGUUCACGUGUGACGUUUGCGGCAAAGCCUUCCUCUACAAGACAACCUUUGACUACCACCUCCGUACGCACUCAGGCGAGCGGCCGUAUGCCUGUGACGUGUGUGGCAAGACCUUCAUCAUCCACCAUGCGCUCAAGUCGCACCGGCUGCGGCACACGGGUGAGAAACCGCAUGCUUGCGAGCAGUGUGGAAAGGCAUUCCGUGUUUACACCAACUACCAGAGACACCUCAGGAUCCAUACGGGUGAGAAGCCAUACGAGUGCGAGGUGUGCGGCGUCAGAUUCCGCCAACUCGGACAUGUCAAGUUCCACAUGCAGGUGCAUACGGGUGAGCGGCCAUACUCCUGCGCUGCUUGUGGAAUCGGCUUUUCCGACUCCAGGCAGCUAAAGAAACACAAGUGUGCUGGCAAGGAUUCAGUGAAGAUAUCACUAACAUCUUGACUCCCAAGGAUAAUUUGACACAAUUCAGUAAAAUUCGAUAUUUUUCCAUAACAGCUAAUGUACCCGGCAUGCAGUCAUGGCCCCUCACUUUCCCGAGUACAACACAUUUAAAGGAAGCAGAAAAUGUGGUCAAAUAUUUACAUGCUAUAUGUUGUACUUAAGUACUUUUUAUAAAGCAAAAUAUAUUACAUUUGUUAUUAAAAUGUGCAUUUUCUCAAGGGAGCUGAAACUGA
Molecule: messenger RNA, 2003 nt
Organism: Syngnathus typhle (broad-nosed pipefish)
Lineage: Eukaryota; Metazoa; Chordata; Actinopteri; Syngnathiformes; Syngnathidae
Product: zinc finger protein ZFP2-like
Exons: 6
Coding region: 34-1770 (578 amino acids)
Biological process (GO): regulation of transcription by RNA polymerase II
Cellular component (GO): nucleus
Molecular function (GO): RNA polymerase II cis-regulatory region sequence-specific DNA binding; DNA-binding transcription activator activity, RNA polymerase II-specific
Source: RefSeq, a predicted model, not a curated record